AUGUCCAUGUCCAUGUUCAUGUCCAUGUUCAUGUCCAAAAAAGCUUACCCCUCUGUCCAAGCCAACGACCUGAUGGUCCUGGAGACGCCGCUCCUUCGAGUGAGCAGGCCUGUCGCCGCCUGCUCGCGCUGUCGAGCCGCCAAAGUCAAGUGUGAUGGCAAGCUGCCAGCCUGCACUGCCUGUGAGAAGUCGAACCGCGCUUCAGAGUGCUCAAGCACAAACGACCAGUUUGCACGAGGCAAGGAGCGCAGUUAUGUCGCCACCCUCGAGGCACGUGUCGAGCGCCUCGAGAAGACCAUCUCAGAGUCGAAAAACAGGAGGAAGUCGUCCACGGUCUUGAUGCUGGAUGCCUCCGACACCUCCACCCCCCGCAGAGCCUCAGUCGAUACCCUCAAGCCUACCAGACCCAUCAGCAAGCGCGCGGCACGGCGAAAAGAAGCUUCUCAGAUCGACGAGCUCGUCUCGGAUUUCGGUCUCCUUGCCGUCAAUGCCACAGCCCGAGACUUCUACGGCUUCACCACCCAAAUGUCGUACGCCAGAUUGAUCCUGUCAGCCGCCACAAAGGAGGCCCUCCCAACCGGCCUGACCAAAGCACUGCCAGCCAAGUAUGCGGCAACCCCACUGAUCCAGCACUACCUCAACAACAUCUUUGCACUCCUACCCGUCUUUGAAGAAGCCGCUCUCUAUGCCUCGAUAGAUGCCAUCUACCACCAGACUGACGUUGCGACGCCUUGGGAUAAAUGCAUCGUACGCAUGGUCCUGGCCAUUGCCUGCUUGUCGCAGUCCGAACAGCGAGGCGACACUCACUACGCAGAUGCUGUCGGCCACGUGAAUGCUGCACUCGAAAACGCCGAAGACGUCCUGCAUCCCGGCUACGUGACAAACGUCCAGGCGCUCGUGCUCUUCACCAUCUACGCUACCAUGGAUCCCCACCAUUUUGACAGCUGGACCCUCAUCGGAGCAGCCUCCAGAGCCAUGAUCGACCUGGGCAUUCACCAGGACCCUUCCCGAAACGUCGCGGUUGCCCGUGGCAAACUCGAGGUGCGACGGCGCGUCUAUUGGUGUGUCUACGCACUCGAUCGCUCCACCUCACUCGUACAGACGAGAGCUUUCUCUUUCUCGGAUGAAGCAACCAACGUAUCGUUCCCGUUCGACAAUGCCGCCACCUCCCCACGAUACGCCUCGCCCCAAGCUGUCGUCUUUUUGCAGAACUUCGACUGCGCCCUCGACCUCUUCAGGAUCCGUGAGAUCCAGUCGGAGUGGUACAUGGAUCUCUUCCAGUCUGGACGUGAACCGUGGCAGGGCGCUUAUCCUUACAUCUGGAAGCAGUACGCGAGAAUGACCGAGUGGUUCCAGGACAUGCCGCAAAGCACCCCGCCAGCGGUCAAGUCCCACUUCGAGCUGGACUUGCUCUACAGCUACGUCUACAUCUUAUCGCCGAGUCCGCGCAUGCCCCACAUCGAUGAGUAUGCCCAGCGACUCAUAUUCGAGCAUUGCAUCGCCUACUCGAUCAACCUGCUCGCGCUGCUCAACCAGCCUUCGUCCACCACCAGGCCGCCGGUCACCUUCCACGAUGCCAUGCGAGCGUACAUGACUGGCAGACAGUUCGUCGAUGUCCUGUCACGCAACAUGGACGCGAUCCUCAACCCCAUUCCACCAUCUCCUCUACCGACGACGACCCCGCCCGUGGCCUCUGACGACCCGCUCGCUCCUCCUGCACAGGUCGGACCACCGCCGUUUCCCACACCCCUCGUGCCCGAGGGACAAAUCACACCUCUAGACCCAACCGUGCGAGCCAUCAAUGCACUCAACGACUUUACGCAGAUUCUCUCCAACUUUGGCCUCCGUUUCGGUUUCACGCACUGGCGAGAUCGCUUCCAACGAGAGUCUGCUGCUCUUUCGGCGCAGCUGUAUCAGCGCAAGUCAACGUCGCCGCAUACGUCCCCACCACCACGUCAGCUGCCCACAACCGCGUAUCCCCCACAGUGGGUGCCUAUGCCGUCUGUCUCGCCGCACACGCCUGGCCUCGUGUAUCCCGGUCCAACGACGCCUCCCUCUCUGUUCCCACAGCAGACCAGUCCAUUUUCCGGCUCCAUGUCCUAUCCGUUCGAUGCAACCCAAAGCCCGUACCAACGGACACUUUCUUACGACGCCCAAGGGCAGCAACAGCAUCCCAUGUACACGACGCCUUCUCCCCAGCCGAUUCCUGACAUGCCACAGCCUACUGAUGGGAAGCGCCGAGCGAUGGUCUAUGGACCGGGCCUAUCCCGGCAGCACUCGGGGGGACAGGGCCAAGAAAAUGGUGUUGCACACUCGCAGGAAAAUACUCACUGGCCACAUUGCAGGCAAGUGCAGCACCAGCAAGCGCCAGAUAAUUCUUGGGUCGAGAGCUCCCAUGACGGCGGUGCGGUGCAGUGGGACCAAAGCACCAGUCAGGGCAACUGGGGAUGA
Ascochyta rabiei is the source of this 2451-nucleotide messenger RNA. RefSeq lists its product as uncharacterized. Gene Ontology annotation, biological process: DNA-templated transcription; positive regulation of transcription by RNA polymerase II. The record is from RefSeq and is a predicted model, not a curated record. Gene Ontology annotation, molecular function: sequence-specific DNA binding; DNA-binding transcription factor activity, RNA polymerase II-specific; zinc ion binding. Bases 1 to 2451 code for a protein of 816 amino acids. The transcript is spliced from 3 exons. Lineage: Eukaryota; Fungi; Ascomycota; Dothideomycetes; Pleosporales; Didymellaceae.